Molecule: messenger RNA, 1529 nt
Organism: Heterocephalus glaber (naked mole-rat)
Lineage: Eukaryota; Metazoa; Chordata; Mammalia; Rodentia; Bathyergidae
Source: RefSeq, a predicted model, not a curated record
UCUCACAUGAAAAUGAGCCAAGCUGGGGCAGCAGCGUCAGCCUGAAGAGCCAAACGCCUGCUGGGCAGUAGGUUCUCCGCCCAUUUGUGCAACAGAAGCCUAAAUCCCACGGUCAGUGUCGCGAGCACCCAUUCUCGCAAGGCCUGAGCAAUAGACGGAACUCAAGGAGAGAGGAGCCCGGGAGGCCGCCGUCAGCGACGGGCGGGACAGCAAAGGCGGGGAGAGGUUGCUGGGCGCCCCCGGGAGGAGUCAACUCCACCCCGCAGUCACGAGUCUUGCGCUGGGAGGGGCGUGGAACUACAAUCUGCAGGGUGCCGGGCGCGGCGCCACGUGAUCCUGCGCCCCCGGGCGGCCGCAGUGGUAGAGAGCGCUCCCGGCCCGCCGAGAGCUCGGGACCGGACGGCCCCGCCGAAGGAGAGGCAGACGCUGGAGAGAUCCGCUGAGGAAGAGGAGUACGACAGUCUCCCGGCCUGGGACUUUCUAGCAACCUCAAUGGCCUCCGGGAAGAAGAAACUUCAGGGCCUUGUUGCUGCAACCCUCACGCCAAUGACUGAGAAUGGAGAAAUCAACUUUUCAGUAAUUGGUCAGUAUGUGGAUUAUCUUGUGAAAGAACAGGGAGUGAAGAACAUUUUUGUGAAUGGCACUACAGGAGAAGGCCUGUCCCUGAGCGUCUCUGAACGUCGCCAGGUCGCAGAGGAGUGGGUGGCGCAAGGGAGAAACAAGUUGGACCAGGUGGUGAUCCAUGUAGGAGCAUUGAGCUUGAAGGAGUCACAAGAACUGGCCCAACAUGCAGCAGAAAUAGGAGCUGAUGGCAUUGCUGUCAUUGCACCUUUCUUUUUCAAGCCAUGGAACAAAGAUGUCCUGAUUAAUUUUCUAAGGGAAGUGGCUGCUGCUGCCCCUACAUUGCCAUUUUAUUAUUAUCACAUUCCUGCUUUGACAGGGGUGAAAAUUCGUGCUGAGGAGUUGUUGGAUGGGAUUCAGGAUAAGAUCCCUACCUUCCAAGGUCUGAAAUUCAGUGACACAGACCUCUUAGACUUCGGGCAAUGUGUUGAUCAGAAUCACCAGCGACAGUUUGCUUUGCUCUUUGGGGUGGAUGAGCAACUACUGAGUGGUCUGGUGAUGGGAGCAACUGGAGCAGUAGGCAGUACUUAUAACUACCUGGGAAAAAAGACAAACCAGAUGUUGGAAGCCUUUGAACAGAAGGACUUCUCUUCAGCCCUGAACUAUCAGUUUUGUAUCCAGCGAUUUAUCAACUUUGUGGUCAAGCUAGGUUUUGGAGUGUCACAGACCAAAGCCAUCAUGACUCUGGUGUCUGGAAUUCCAAUGGGCCCACCCCGGCUUCCACUGCAGAAAGCUACCAGGGAGUUUACUGAUAGUGCUGAAGCUAAGCUGAAGAGCCUGGAAUUCUCUUUCACUGAUUUAAACGAUGGAAACUUGGGAUCCUGUAGUUAGCACCUCUAUAAAUCAGGGUGUAUACAUUGAAAAUUACUAUGCGUUGAAUAACACAUUCUUUCCUCAGGGACUUUUUA